Nasonia vitripennis (jewel wasp) is the source of this 11472-nucleotide messenger RNA. RefSeq names its product chromodomain-helicase-DNA-binding protein 1 (gene Chd1). The record is from RefSeq and is a predicted model, not a curated record. Gene Ontology annotation, molecular function: ATP-dependent chromatin remodeler activity; histone binding; ATP binding. Gene Ontology annotation, cellular component: nucleus; chromatin. The coding region runs from base 4258 to 9801 and encodes 1847 amino acids. Gene Ontology annotation, biological process: regulation of transcription by RNA polymerase II; nucleosome organization. The transcript is spliced from 20 exons. Lineage: Eukaryota; Metazoa; Arthropoda; Insecta; Hymenoptera; Pteromalidae.
AUAAAUACUAUACGUGUGUUCAAGGACGCGUAAGCCUAACCUAAUAGUAACGCGCAGUUCAGCUGCUGCGCUUGACACUUUUUAAAUUCACCUUAUGUUAACGCAUCAUCAGCGCCAACUGGUGGCCAACAAUGGAAACCUAGGUAGAUUGUAAAUUUCGCGUGAGUACAUACGUUUUCAGUUUUCACAUAAACAGUGGAAAAAGUUAACAAAAAAAAAAUACGACAUUGUUUGUUUCAAAAAGUUUUUGUUUGAGAUCAGUACACGUAGCUUCUAAAAACACCCACACAGUGCUUACAUUUUCCACUCUGUCCAGCUGGACACGAAUCCCAAACAUCCAAAACAUUAGCAAUCUUGUUGCUCUGUGUCUCUCGUGUCGUCUGCUCUUUUUUAACAAGCCUCAUGAAAUAAAAGUACAUUUGUCUAGAGUAAAUUUCAAAUGAAAGAUCGAGUGCUUGUGUUCGUGACCAGCUGGACAGAGUGGAAAAUGUCGGCACUGUGUGGGUGUUCUUAUGUACUUAAACAGGUACGUACCAUUAUCAUAGUAUGUAUGACAAUUUUCAAUAGUUUUUUUCUAUUUUGAACCUAUGGCAUGCAUGACAAUUUUCAAUGCAGUUUUUUUUUCUAUUUUAAGAGUUUCUGUUUCAAGUAUACAAGAAGCUACGCGUACUGAUCUCAAACAAGAACUUUUUGAAACAAACUUACGGGACAUAUAAUCCUCGCGUCGGAAAUGGUUGUAGCAGACGCACAUAUUGGAGAUUAUAUUUUUCCCAAUCUUGCAAGCAAUUACCCAUUUCUUGCGCAAUUUUUCAUUUUUAGGGAAUCUGUAGAAUGACCUACUUUUAUCAAAUUUGCACUGUCGCACACAACACCAAUGUCCUAGUUUAUUUUUUGUUAACUUUUUCCAUUGUUUAUGUGAAAACGUAUGUACUCACGCGAAAUUUACAACCUACCUAGGUUUCCAUUUUUGGCCACUAGUUGGCGCUGGUGGUGCGUUAACAAGGUGAAUAGUCGUCUGCUAGUACGGUUCCCGAGGAGAGUAUAAGGAGCUUUGAAUUUCGCGGCGCGCCCCCCACGAUCGCGAUAAGUCGAUCCCGCGCGCAAACGUCGCGCUUGCGCCGGAAACGAACGAGUCGAUUCGCGAGAGGUCAAGAUCGAGAACGGAGCAGCGCCACUCGUCCUCUUCCGGUGCGGACGUGCCACGGGCUCUCAGGGUAAUAUUUUUCGUCUAUCAUUCACGUCUUGAUUGCGCUAGUUCGUAGCGGCGCCGAGGCCUCGGAAAGACUUGCCAGCCCGAGGGCAGCCCGUCCCGCGGCGCAACGCAGCUAAAUCGUCCGACUUCGCCGGCCUGGAGACUCGCAAAUUCGCUUGUUAUACCCGCAGUCAGUCUCCGACCGACAUCUCGGACCGCCGCUACACACACUGCUCUGCUGCCUCGCCUAACAUAGCAAACGAGAGAGAGAAGCUGCUGAACACGUAAUAACCAGCAGCCCAACGGGGAGGUAAAAAUUUUCUUGGGAUAGAUCUCGAAUACGAGGUCUUUUUUUGAGAGAAAGAGCGCAGUUUUGUACUUGUAUUGUCUCGGUUUUGCAGUCGAGACCGACUCCAUUGCUUUCGUUCGCGUUGUUGCCAGAUUAUACUCCCGUUAUCGCCCGCGACUGACAAACAUGGCUUCUGACAUUUAAAUUGCUCCAAAAUAAUAUUUCUUGGAUUCAGUGCUUGAUUGUUCGAACCAAGUGUUUUACGCAAUCGUUCUUUGGAAAUAGUUCCUCUUUUCAAAUCAGUUUUACUGGCUGGAACCCGAGAAAAAAAGAUCAAAAUAAUGUCGACGGUUCUUGCUCAGUGGGUGUGGCUGUCAUAAGUUUGUAAAUCAAGUACUUGUACCAUUGAUUCGUAUGAGUGCUAUAAUCGAAAAGUUUCAAAAUGCAUUUCAAAGCGAGUACCGAACUCGACCUAUUCUACUUGAUCUGUAUCUUUCGAUAAGACCCAUUUAAAAACCGCUUCUCUUAUCACUUUUACACACAGCAAACAAUUGCUUCCUUAUAUGGUCAUAACCAUUGAAUUGGAUAUUCGUCGCAAAACGUAAUUUUUCCAUUCCAUAUCAGCUGAUCUGUCAUCUGUAAAAUUUAAGUGUAGAUAUUUUAUACACUAUGUCUGCAAAAUCGCGAUCAGCCGGUCUGCCAUAUUUUACUGGCAACGUCGCUCUCGAACAUUUUCGUGACGUCGCGCGCCACUUUACGUAAGUCCGAGCCCCGAGGCUAAGCCUGUAAAGUGCAGCGCCGCCGGCUCAUUGAUUUGUUCAUUUAUUCAGGACCUGAAUAUCGACUCGCGAGCAGGGCUUUGUCUGGCGAGGGGUAUCACAAAAAGAAACUGGGUUUCUUGGUGGACAAACUUCUAUGUUCUAACAGCCAAUUAUAGCUUGCAUGACUCUUUUACGUAUAUACCGCUGCUUUAUAGCGUUUUAUCGCCACGAUAUUUUAUUGCGCUCCCGUUUCCGCGCCGUUGAUAAUUUAUCCAUUACAAGUCGCUGUUUUAUAGAGAUUACCUGAUUUGCAAGCUUACGUAAAAAAAUCGUAAAUUUUGUCAUUCAAAAAUAUUUGUAGAACAAGUAAUCGCUGUAAAUAUAAUUGUCGACGUGUAUUUUUAAACAUAUGCAAACCGUCUCGCAAUUUCCACUGAAGCUUUCAGCGCCGCUAAUUAAAUUGUAAAUUUCAUGGCGUUUAAGUACACAUUCAGUAACGCAAAUACGAAGGCGUUCCGCUGGAUCUGCGCAGUUGAAAUUGCGAGUCCAAGUCGAGUGUUUAGCGAGUGCUGCAGCGACGAGACGAGAGGGGAGGGAAGACCACUUCCGUGUAGUCUCGAUUCUCUGAAAAAUGGCAGUCGUCUCGUCGUCGAGAUUUCUCCUUGACCUCGAAAAUGUAAAGGCCCAAUGCCGCGCACGAGCUCGUUUCAUGCUUUUUUCUCAACGCGUGUCGUGGAAUACCGCACACGCGUGUCCGAAAUUCCAUCGCCGUAAGAUACACGAUAUAGGUAAUAUUCAGCGUCGCGUCUCUCGUCGACUGGUGCGGAUAUAUAGUGAAAGUACCGUCGCGGCGUUGCCAAGCGAACUCUCCCGGCUAAUUAUGCUUUCGAAUUAGAGCCCGGCGACGGGGGUGGAUCGUUAUUUUUAGCGGGAGACCAGUGCUCCGUUUGCGCGAAUUAACGAAAGAAUUUUGAAAAAAUGUCUAUAAUUGUUUUGGGCUGUUUGAAUUUUCCGCCGGAUAACAACACCUAAGCGCGAUAGCGGCAACAUGGUUUUCCUCUGCGAUGUCAAAUUCUUCGAAAUAACUGCGUAAGAGCAAAAUCAUGGUGGGAGUCGAGAGAAACCGCGUCGCGAUUCGAGGAGAAGCAACUGCGUCAGAGGCAUUGCUGGGUAUUGUAGUUUUCGCGGGGUGCAGGGGAAUCGAAUCGAAUCGCCGGACGGUCAAAGACCGUAUACUAACGGUCAGCUCUUAAGGUCGAUCUGCAACAGUAGUUUUUCUUAUCGCUGCGGUGCCGUUAUCACUUUGUUCGCGCUGCGUUGAAUUAAACUGUUGAACAAGAGUUGCGCAUAAUUUUUAUUAUACAGCAUUAAUUCUUCCAUAACACUAUUGAAUUUUAUUUAAAAAAACGAACUUGAACGUGUAAGCUGAAAUGCUUGUCCUAGCGAGAAUUGCAGCUUUGUAAAAUUAUUGAUCGUCGGCGGACACCAAGUUCACCUACAAUUAAAUAACCAUUUCCUGUUAGCUGUUAUGUAUCGACCUUUAGGCAAUAAUUGUACCUCUGACGGUUUCUGAUCGUCAGCUUACCUCUGCGGGCCAGAGAGAAACGAGGGAACGUGGAACCCGGACGCGCCGCGCGUUGCAUGACGGGAUUGAACUCUACUACUAUAUGCUACUAUAUGCUCGAGUGUGUAGGUGGGGGAAGAGAGAGAGCAAGACGACGAAGAAGUAGGAACGAGGGAACAGGGGGGCGAGAGAGAGAGGGAGAAAGAACGAGAAGACGAGAACGAGUCGUCAGGCACAAAAUGGCGGCCACGCUCGAGCUCGUGAGCAUAUAGUGCGCGAAACUUAGUCGAAUUACGCGAUAUGUCGGGGAGCCGCGUCGCCGUUUUCGUCUGAAUAUUGCGCGUUUUAGUGCAGCGAAACGUUCUCGUAUUGUUGAUCGAGAAAACUUAGCGUUUGGAAACGUAGACCGCGCGUUGGAUCGAGAACUCUGCGACGCGUACACUGGUGUACGAUGCAGAAAACAGAGUCUGAAUCUGGUAAAGAAUCUGCAUCAGAUUCUGAAAAUGAGAGCAAAAGUGACAGUAGUUCCUCUGGAAGUAACUCAGGAUCUGGUUCAGGAUCAGAAAGUGACUCUAGCUCAUCUGGUUCUGGUUCAGCCUCGGGUUCUGACUCCGAAAAGUCAGACAAGUCAGAUGCACCUGCACAAAGCAUUCAAAGCAAAAGCUCUAACCACAGCACAGAAACAAAAGUUAGGCAUAAAAGCGACUCUAGUCGUGAAUGGGACGAGAAUCCUGAUAUAUAUGGCAUCAGGAGAUCUGCUCGUUCGAGAAAAGAGCCAGAUAGGCUCACAACAACUCAAGCAGACAGCGAAAGUGACGGCCGUAAGAAACUUAGUAAGAAAAGUGGUUCACGAAAUACGUGGAACUCAGAAAGUUCUGAUUCAGAAUCUGAAGAUGCAGAAGUUAGAAGACCACCUCCCAGCAAGUCGAUUAAUCGACGAGCUGCACAGAAGGCCAAGGAAAAAGCCAAAACAAAAAAAAGACGUGUGUCUGAGUCCUCAGAUAAUUCUUCAUAUGACAGCGAUGAAAGGAGACAAGUAACAAGACGGACAGGAGCACAAGUAAGUUAUAAAGAAGAGAGUGAAGCUGGUACAGAUAGUGAGGAUCUUAUGGAAGUAGAUGAAACUACUGUAGAACCAGUUGAACAUGAUAAUGCAGAGACUAUUGAGCGUAUUCUUGGCCAACGAAUUGGAAAAAAAGGAGUUGUUGGGAACGUUACUACUGUUUAUGCAGUCGAAGAGAAUGGAGAUCCAAAUCCAGAAAACCUGGAUGGUGAAGAGACUGAAACUCAGUACCUGAUAAAAUGGAAAGGAUGGGCGUAUAUCCAUAGUACAUGGGAAUCGAAAGAUUCUCUAACAACCCAAAAGGUGAAGGGAAUAAAAAAAUUAGAAAAUUAUGUUAAACGUGAACAAGAUAUUAAACAAUGGAAAAAGUAUGCAGGGCCUGAGGAUAUAGAUUAUUUUGAAUGUCAAUUAGAAUUGCAACAGGACCUUUUGAAAAGUUAUUACAAUGUUGAGAGAAUCAUAGCUGAAGCCAGCAAGCUAGAUUCUAACCAUCCAGACUAUUAUUGUAAAUGGGAGAGUUUGCCUUAUUCAGAAGCUACUUGGGAAGAUGGUGCUUUAAUAAUUAAAAAAUGGCCCGAAAAAAUACACGAAUUUCGAGAUCGCGAGGAUUCUAAAAAGACGCCUAGCAAGCAUUGUAAAGUAUUAAAAUAUAGGCCCAAGUUCCACCAACUGAAAGAGCAGCCUAGUUACAUGGGAAGAGAUGAAAACUGUCAUUUGAGAGAUUAUCAAAUGGAUGGUUUAAAUUGGAUGAUUCAUUCAUGGUGUAAAGAGAACAGUGUUAUUUUAGCUGAUGAAAUGGGUCUUGGAAAAACCAUUCAAACAAUAUGUUUUCUGUAUUACCUUUUCCACACUCAGCAACUGCAUGGUCCAUUUCUGUGUGUUGUACCUUUAUCAACAAUGACAUCUUGGCAAAGAGAAAUGGUCCAAUGGGCCCCAGAUAUGAACUUUGUUACUUACUUGGGCGAUGUUCAUUCUCGGAAUGUGAUCAGAGAAUUUGAGUGGUGUUAUGAUUCAAAAAGACUCAAAUUCAAUGCGAUAUUGACAACGUACGAGAUUGUUUUGAAGGACAAAGCUUUCUUAGGUGCUUUAAAUUGGGCUGUGUUACUAGUAGACGAGGCUCACCGGCUGAAAAAUGACGACUCGCUUUUAUAUAAAGCGCUAGCUGAGUUCAGCACCAACCAUCGGCUUCUCAUCACAGGAACACCGUUGCAAAAUAGUUUGAAGGAAUUGUGGGCCCUUUUGCAUUUUAUCAUGCCAAACAAAUUCGAUUCCUGGGAAGAGUUUGAAAAAGAGCACGAUAAUGCUGCACAGAAAGGGUAUUCAAAAUUACAUAAACAACUAGAACCUUUCAUUUUAAGAAGGGUGAAAAAGGACGUCGAAAAAUCUUUACCAGCCAAAGUCGAGCAAAUUUUGCGCGUCGAAAUGACGACUUUACAAAAACAAUAUUACAAAUGGAUUCUGACAAAGAAUUUUAAUGCUCUAAGAAAAGGGAACAAAGGCUCAACGUCAACGUUUCUGAAUAUUGUGAUAGAGUUGAAGAAGUGUUGUAAUCAUGCGUUUUUAACAAAACCAAAUGAAAAUGAAAAGAGAGAUAACAACGAGGAUUAUCUGCAACAACUGAUACGCGGCUCGGGUAAACUUGUCUUGUUGGACAAAUUGCUUGUUCGAUUAAAAGAGACCGGGCACCGCGUUUUGAUUUUCAGUCAAAUGGUUAGAAUGCUGGACAUUCUCAGUGAAUAUCUGCAAAAAAGGCAUUUCCCUUUUCAAAGGCUCGAUGGAAGUAUAAAAGGCGAAUUGAGAAAGCAAGCAUUAGACCACUUUAACGCACCAGGCUCUCAAGAUUUUUGUUUUCUUCUGUCUACUAGAGCUGGUGGGCUUGGUAUAAAUUUGGCCACGGCAGAUACGGUCAUUAUAUUCGAUUCUGAUUGGAAUCCCCAAAACGAUUUGCAGGCUCAAGCCCGAGCUCACAGAAUCGGACAAAAAAAUCAAGUGAACAUUUACAGAUUAGUAACGAAAAGUUCAGUAGAGGAAGAAAUCGUCGAACGUGCCAAACAGAAAAUGGUACUUGACCAUUUGGUCAUCCAAAGAAUGGAUACCACUGGUCGAACAGUGCUUGACAAAAAAAGUUCGAGUACUAACACAAAUCCUUUUAACAAAGAAGAUUUGACUGCCAUUUUGAAGUUUGGUGCGGAAGAAUUAUUCAAAGACGAAGAGGAUGGAGAUGAAGAACCUACGUGUGAUAUCGAUGAAAUUUUAAGGAGAGCUGAAACAAGAGAUGAGGGUCCUGCUACAGUUGGAGAUGAAUUACUUUCAGCAUUUAAAGUAGCUAGUUUUGCCGCUUUUGAGGAAGAAACCGAACCUAUUCCUCAAGUAAACGAAAAUGACGAUGAAAGUAAAGACUGGGCUGAAAUUAUUCCUGAAAACUUUAGGGCAAAGGUCGAAGAAGCAGAAAAAUCAAAGGAAAUGGAAGAUCUUUAUCUUCCACCUAGAAGUAGGAAAACCUUGCAGCAAAUUAACGAAAGUGAAGGCAAAGGCAAGAAAAAGAGGAAACCCCAGUCGGGUGACGAAAGCGAUGAGGAUGAAGAGUCUGGCAGUGACGAAGAAGGUAGCGACGAUGGCAAACCAAAGAAGCGAGGUAGACCACGAACGCAACCUCGCGAAAACGUCAAGAGCUUUACUGACGUAGAGAUCCGGCGAUUUAUUAAAAGCUACAAAAAAUUCCCGGCACCGUCCAAGAGAUUAGAUGAAAUAGCCGCGGAUGCAGAAUUAAACGAGAAGCCAAUGUCUGAACUAUCUUACUUGGCAGAACAAUUGCGAUCGCGCUGUGAAACUUGUCUAGCCGAGUCGGAGACCAACGUUGCCAAGGAAAACAAAGUUGAGGAAGAAGACGGCAAGGGACCAGGUAGAAAACGUAGGCGGGGACCAACUUUCAAAGUUGGCGGUGUCAUGGUUAACGCAAAAUCGUUUAGUGCUGCUGUUACCGAGCUUGAACCUUUAGAGCAGGCUUUACCCUCCGAUCCUGAACAACGAGCCAAUUGGCAAUUGGAUCUCAAAGUUAAACCAGCUAACUUUGAAUGUGAAUGGACGAUCGAAGACGACACCAGACUAUUGAAAGGAAUUUAUAUACAUGGGAUGGGUUCUUGGGAAGCAAUUAAAAUGGAUGAAAGUUUAAAAUUAGGUGACAAAAUACUUAUUAAUGGUAGUAAAGCUCAAAUUAAACGUAUUCAAACUCGGGGAGAAUAUCUCUUGAAAAUUCUUAAAAAACAAAUGGAUCAGAAACUUGGAGUGAAUAACAUUUGCUAUAACCUAUUCUCCUUUCACCUCGCAUCCCAGGCAAAGCAAAGGAAACCUCGAAAAACAAAAGACAUGAAAUCUGCUAUUACUAAAGAGAUAAUUGAAGAAAACGAAAGUUCGGGGGAUGAAAAGAAGCAUAAACCAAAGAUUGAGAAGCCCGUAAAAAAAGAAGAGGAAAUAGUGGUAAUGAAAAAAGAAGUCAAAGAAGAAAAUGAUAUAGUGGUAGAUGACAACAACAAAAAGAAAGAUAAGAAAGUAAAGAAAGAAAAGAAAGAAGGCAAAAAGAACAAGAAAACUAAGCAAUCUGGACCAAUGCACUUUACAGCAAAUAACGAGCCGCGAGCGCUUGAUGUUUUGGGUGAUCUAGACCCAUCUAUAUUCAAUGAGUGCAAAGAAAAAAUGAGGCCGGUGAAGAAAGCUUUAAAAGCUUUAGAUAAGCCUGAUCAGUCGCUUAGUGAAUCGGAGCAAGUAGCCCACACUCGCCAGUGUCUUGUACAAAUUGGAAAUCAAAUUAACACCUGUCUUUCAGAAUAUAAAGAUCCAGAACAAGUAAAAGAGUGGCGAAGUAAUCUCUGGUAUUUUGUGUCCAAGUUUACUGAAUUCGAUGCAAAAAAGCUUUACAAGUUGUAUAAACAUGCAACUAAAAAAGGUGACGGAGGCAGUGCGACGUCUAGUCCAGAAAAGAAAGAGGAAGCUAUUACCCCUAAGAAACACGAUGAGAAACAUAACUCGAAAAAUUCAACAGAGAACAGCAAAGAGAGUCGAGCGCUAAAGCGGCGAGCGGACUCUGAUGAAAACUCGAGCAAUGGUAACCCAGCAAAAAAGCAUGUGAUAUCUGCAUCGACUUUAGGCAGCAUGGGUACUUCGUCUUCUUUGACCAUUGGUGCCAUUACCAUUACGCCUGUCACAGCCGGACAGCAAAACUCGACGUUAAAUACGACGAACAGUGAUGGAUCUAGGAAUAAGGACCAAAAAGAUAGCAAGCACAAAGAGUCAAAGAGAGAAAGAGACCGUGAAAGAGAUAGAGAACGUGACAGAGAUCGAGAUAGAGACAGAGAUAGGGAUAGGGAUAGAGACAGGAGUCAUGGAGAUAGGAGUACAGACAGAGUAGGAGGAAUAAAGGACGAAAGAAUAAGGAGAGACAGUGGAGGGUAUCCCGGUGGUUACGGCUAUAGUGGUACCAGAGAAGACGAGCACUGGAUGGGCAGAGAUAGGGAUCCCCGCGAUGGCAGGUUCGGAGAUCACAAACGCGAAAGAUUCGACUCAUAUAAUAGAAUGUCAGGAGGAUACCAUCGAGAUAGAGAUAGAGAAAGAGACCGUGAUCGAAUGCACAUGAAUGAUAAAAGAGGAAGCGAUUACUAUCGCUAUCCGGGCGGUCCAGGAAGUGGCUACGGUGGAUAUGGCGGCCCGGGAUACGGCAGUGCAAAUGCUGGCGGUGGUAGUGCCUAUCCCCCUGACAUGCCUCCAGGACAUUUUCGCGGUGCCGGAGGUGGUAGCAGUGGCGGCGGUGGUAGUGGCGGCGGCGGCAGUGGUCGAACCUACCCAGGUGAUGGCUAUCAAGCCGAUGGCUGGCGGCAAGGCAAAGAUUAUCGCCGGGACUAUGACAGGCCGCGACCGCCUCCUAGUGCCAAUUCUUAGUGCUCCGAGAUCUUGCCACCGUCCUCAAGUUUGUGACGUCCUUUCGCCUAAACCGGAAAAAUCCAGAGAGCGAAUGGAUCUCUUGUCUCGACUUACUAACGUAUCAUCACCUCUCUUACGACACUGAAAAUAAGACUCGUGGAAUUAGAAUGAAUGCGCGUUUAUACACGGAGUGUUGAUUGGAGUUCGAUAGGCUGUUUUCGGGGCAUACAUCACCCACUUCAUCUCGCUGUUCGACUAAUCGCGAUUUUAUAUGUGUACAUGUCGGGGAAUCGUCACCGUGACGUUCGUCAAAUUUUUUUUAAUACAUUAAAGAAAGACGAAAAAAGAAAAAAGAAAGGAGAAAAAUGUGUAGGCAGCGCGUAAGAAUUGUUAGGCGAGGAAUAUACUUUUUCUAAUGCGACUCGUGAUUAAAUAUUUCAUUUUUCUACAUUACGGUGAAAUUGUGCAAUUUUAUUAUUACUACGAAAAUAUAUUUUCGGAAUUACUUUCGCCACCCUGCAAUCCUAGCCCCGACAUCAGUUAGUUUUUAGUGAGAAAAAAGAUGCCUUCCUUUAUGAUGUCAGUGAUGCAUAAAAUGAAUGUUGCAUUUCCAGUACUAACCGUUGUACAUUCAAAUUAAAAAAAUUAUGAUUUAUUUGUACAGUAUAUGUCUAUCGUCGUGCGAUUGUGCGCACCGUCGCGUUGCACAGAGUCUCGAUAAAGGAAAUUCGGUCAACGUGCCCGAAGUAAGCGUAUAUUUUUUAAAAACGGUAAUUAGAUUUAGUUGAAAGACUUAUGCAUAUAUAUAUAUAUAAACAAAUAUACAUACAGAACUAUUAAUUGGAUAGUGCUCUAUCAUUGAAGGAUGGUGGAUUCUAUCAGAUUGUGUUGUAUAGCAUUGUCUUUUGAAGUUUUUAUAAACAAGAGCGAACCUCUUUAUGUAAAAUUAUGUAAAAUUAAGGUCAUCGGGACGAUAACAGUUGACGAGGUAGAAGAAAAAUAAAAACACUUGUACAGGAAGCUGAACUUAUCCAAAAUUUUUAUUGUAUAACAUCAACGUUAUUGUGAUCCCGUAACUUACUUACGUGUGCAUUACGUACAUCGUCUUGCGAUCCUCGCACACACUUACCAUUUUAUGCAUCUGUAUAACUAUUUAAAUUUCACGAAAUCCCUUUCGGGCACACUACAAAUCAAAAUGCUCAAAAUAUCAAUAGUUGAAAAUUGAUACCAUUUUAAUUUUUAAUAUAAAAUUCUGCAAUUUUAUAAUUGCAUAAUUAGUUGCGUACAAUAUUCUUGUCGAUUUUUCCCUUCAUUUUGUAAAUGAUAUAUUUUUUGCAACCAUCGUGUGCAUUUGUGUAAAUAAUAAGAGCGCAAGAAUGGAUCCAAUGAGAAUAGCAACGGCUGCGAUACGUGGCGCCUUCAUUGUAUGUUAAAUUAAAACUAUACUGUAAAGAACAGAGCACAAACGUAUCCCAGCCUUAAGAAUGAUUGUAGUAGAAUUUAGAUUUUUAAGUUUCUCAAUAACAUUCAUCAUGCAGAAAAUAUAUAAAUAUAGUGAGCUGUGUUUAUAAUUUAUUAUACUACUGUAGUCGAAUAUAAAUCAUGGUGACAUGAACAAUAUACCGAAGAGUUUACUGUAUAUAUUAUAAUAAAUAAGUAAAUAAAGUAAUUAUAAUAAUAUUGCGAUAA